AUGGUUACCUCCUUCAUUAGAAAGGUGAUACCAGGGCCAAAGAGAUGGUUUAUCAAGGCUGAAGAGAUAGCUCAGCUGAAGCCUCAGGACUCUCGCUGGGUACAGAAGAGGCAGAGUGGGAGUCAGAGCUCGGAUUGCACCUGCGGCCAGAGCCACAGGCAGAGCAGUGGAAGGCGAAAGCAACAGGAGUGCCAGCUUGAACAGGAGCAGCGCAACCCGGGGUCAGAUUCGGAAGGAGACUGGUUGCAGAAGUCUAGGAGGCGAAGCCAGAGCAGCGUUCGGACACCUCGGUGGCACUCAAAGGACCGGUCCUCACACUCUGACUGGGGAGAGACAUAAGGCUCCCGGGCCUAGAAGGGUUCCAGGCGCUCUCGGUCCCCAGAGUCAUCAGAAUCUAGCUGGGACUCCCCAAGACGCUCCUGGAGUCCAGAGGAAGCAGCCAUGGCCCCGAGGCAGCAGCACAGCCUGCAGGAACGACUGUGGCUUCCUGAGGAGCACAAGCUGCAAAAAGAGCUGCUCAAGGCCCUGGAGACACCCGAGGAGAAGCGCGCACGAAGACUGGCCAAGAAGGAAGCUAAGGAGCUCAAGAAGAGCCAGAGGAUGGGCUGGGGCGAGGAUCACGUGGGCUACAGCAACAGCGACAACCCCUUUGGAGACAACAACCUGCUGGGCACCUUCAUCUGGAAGCAGGCCUUGGAGAAGAAAGGCAUCAGCCACCUGGCCGACCAGGAGCUGAAGGAGCACAGCAAGAGGAUCCGGGAGGAGAACCGGCUGGAGCUGCACAAGGUCAAAAGGCUGCGGCUAGAGCGGGAACGCGAGCGAGCCAGGCGGGAGCAGGAGCUGGAGUUGCUGCAGCGGGAGAAGGAGGCAGAGCACCUUCAGACCUGGGAGGAGCAGGAGCACAGCUUCUGCUUGCAGCAGGCCAAGCUUCGCUCCCAGAUCCGAAUCCGAGCGGGGCGGCCCAAGCCCAUCGACCUGCUGACCAGGUACAUCAGUGCAGAGGAGGACUCGGACCUGGACGUGGGGAUGCACGAACCCUGCACCUACCUCAACGGCCUCACGGUGGCAGACUUGGAGGACCUGCUAGAAGACAUCCAGGUGUCCAUGGACCUGGAGCAGGGCAAGAACGUGGACUUCUGGCGGGACAUGACCACCAUCACAGAGGAUGAGAUCGCCAAGCUCCGCAAGCUGGAGGCCUCUGGCCAGGGCCCAGGCGAGCGCCGCCGGGAGACAGUCCACGCAGCGGUCAGCUCCGACGUGCAGGCGGUGUUCAAGGGAAAGACCUACAGCCAGCUGCGGGCCAUCUUCCAGGCCAUCGAGCGCAAGGUCCGUGCCGGCGGCCCCGGCCUCGACACGGGCUACUGGGAGAGCCUGCUGCAGCCCUUGUGUGCACGCAUGGCCAGGGCCAGGCUCCGUGAGCGCCAUCGAGAUGUUCUUAGACGGAAGCUGUGCCGGCUGAAGCAGGAGCAGGGCGUGGAGAGCGAGCCCCUGUUCCCAGUCCUCAAGCCAGAGCCCAAGGCCACCCCCAGCCCCGAACCUGAAGAGCGGGCCCCCAGCCCCGGGGCUUCAGUGACCCCAGCACCGGGGGAGGCAGAUGGCGAGGCCGUGGCGCUGGAGGAGGAGCUGAUCCAGCAGAGUCUGGCCGACUUUGAUGCUGGCCGCUACAGCCCGCAGCUGCUCAAGGCGCAUGAGCUGCCGGCGGGCGCGCAGGUGCUGGAGCCGCAGGAGGACCUGCAGCGCCUGCAGCAGUCCCGCCAGCAGCUUCGGGCCCCAGGGGACGCGAGCGAGAACUCAGAGGACACCUUCCUCCAGCGCGCCAGGGAGGGCAUGGGGCGGGACGAGGCGCACUUCAGCCUGGAGGUGCCACUGCCUGGCCGCGCCUACCUGUGGUCCGACAAGUUCAGGCCGCGCAAGCCGCGCUUUUUCAACCGCGUGCACACGGGCUUCGAGUGGAACAAGUACAACCAGACGCACUACGACUCGGACAACCCUCCGCCCAAGAUCGUGCAGGGCUACAGAUUCAACAUCUUCUACCCGGACCUCAUCGCGAAGCGCGCCACGCCCGAGUACUUCCUGGAGGCCUGCGAGGACAACCCGGACUUUGCCAUCCUGCGCUUCCACGCGGGCCCGCCCUACGAGGACAUCGCCUUCAAGAUCGUCAGCCGCGAGUGGGACUACUCACACCGCCACGGCUUCCGCUGCCAGUUCGCCAACGCAAUCUUCCAGCUCUGGUUCCAGUUCAAGCGCUACCGCUACCGCCGGUGA
Molecule: messenger RNA, 2265 nt
Organism: Apodemus sylvaticus (European woodmouse)
Lineage: Eukaryota; Metazoa; Chordata; Mammalia; Rodentia; Muridae
Product: cactin-like
Biological process (GO): negative regulation of innate immune response; mRNA cis splicing, via spliceosome
Cellular component (GO): spliceosomal complex; cytoplasm
Molecular function (GO): protein binding
Source: RefSeq, a predicted model, not a curated record